Messenger RNA from Sorex fumeus (smoky shrew), 1160 nucleotides. It is a transcript of the gene SBK2, whose product is annotated as SH3 domain binding kinase family member 2. The coding region runs from base 120 to 1160 and encodes 346 amino acids. Gene Ontology annotation, biological process: peptidyl-threonine phosphorylation; peptidyl-serine phosphorylation. Lineage: Eukaryota; Metazoa; Chordata; Mammalia; Eulipotyphla; Soricidae. The transcript has 4 exons. Gene Ontology annotation, molecular function: ATP binding; protein serine/threonine kinase activity. The record is from RefSeq and is a predicted model, not a curated record.
CUGGAUCUGAGGGAGGAAGAGCUGGAUUGGACACCUGGGUCUGAGGAGGAGGGGCUGAAAUCCCAGGUCUGAGGGAGGAGGCUCUGGCGUCUGACAGCAGUGCUGAAAUCAGAGUCCAGAUGUCCCAAGGGCUCACCGGGAUGCCGGGCACGCGGCUGGAAGAGGAGCAGGUCGAGGCGGAGGAGGCAGAGACGGCGGACGAGGACCUGGGCGGCCUGACCCGUGAGGAGCUGCGGCAGGGCCAGGAGGCAGCACUGGCGCUGGAGGACAUGAUGGCGCUGAGUGCGCAGACGCUGGUGCGGGCUGAGGUGGAGGAGCUGUACCAGCCCGUGCGGCCCCUGGGCCAGGGCCGUUACGGCCAAGUGCUGCUGGUCACACACCGCCAGAAAGGCACUUCCCUGGCCCUGAAGCAGCUGCCCAAGCCCUCCACCACCCUGCGCAGUUUCCUGCACGAGUUCUGCGUGGGCCUGUGUCUGGGCGCGCACGCCGCCAUCGUCACGGCCUACGGCAUCGCCAUCGAGUCUGUGGGCUCCUACAGCUUCCUGUGCGAGCCCGUCCUCCACGGGGACCUCAUCGCCUUCAUCGAGCCCAAGGUGGGGCUGCCCCCGGGCGCGGCGCAGCGCUGCGCGGUGCAGCUGGCAUCGGCGCUGGAGCACGUGCACGCGCGCGGCCUGGUGUACCGAGACCUGAAGCCCGAGAAUGUGCUGGUGUGCGACGCGCGCUGCCGGCGGGUCAAGCUCACGGACUUCGGCCACACGCGGCCCCGGGGGACGCUGCUGCGCCUGACCGGGCCGCCCAUCCCCUACACGGCUCCCGAGCUAUGCGAGCCGCCGCCGCUGCCCGAGGGGCUGCCCAUCCAGCCGGCACUGGACGCCUGGGCGCUGGGUGUGCUGCUCUUCUGCCUGCUCACCGGCUACUUCCCCUGGGACCAGCCGCUGCCCACCGCCGACCCUUUCUUCGAGGACUUCGUGGUGUGGCGCGCCUCGGGCCUGCCUGAGGACCGGCCACAGCCCUGGGGUGGCUUGACGCCGGCCGCCGACGCCCUGCUGUGGGAGCUGCUGGACCCCCAGCCCCGCAGCAGGAGCCCCGUGAGCUGUGUGAGGGCCUACCUGGGCCAACCCUGGAAGCAGCAGGAGGGAGCGGAGGAGAUGGGAGAGUGA